Messenger RNA from Paramecium pentaurelia, 14961 nucleotides. Lineage: Eukaryota; Ciliophora; Oligohymenophorea; Peniculida; Parameciidae. The record is from the annotation of a GenBank genome assembly.
AUGUUACUAUUGCUACUAAGCAAUAAUGUUGAUGGUAAUCAAAUCAAAUAAUAUUGUAGCCAUGAUGAUGGAUUCUUCAACAGAUUCAACUUCUGAUGCAGUAGUGAUUUUAGCUGCAUCAACAAUUUUAGGAUAAGAAAAUUCAGGCCUUUAAGGUUCUGUUAUGGGAGGAACAACAAUUUAUAUGAAAGUAAGAAAAAAUAUAUUCUUUUAGGUUCAAGGAUUAGAUUAGACUGCUAGCAAUAACGCAGUAUAUAUUGGUAAAUACCCAUGCGUAAUCUCUGAUAAGGGAGUCAAUGGAUUGUUCAUGAACUGUAAAACUACAAAACCAGAUCCAGAUGACAAUAACUUAUCUAGCUUAUAAAUUGUUGUUAAGGUAUCAGGUAAACCAGACUCUGUGUGUGCUUUCAUUUCUUCAAAAUGCCUUUAUAGUUACUCUUAAUAUUCUUUGUGAUUUCACUUUAAGUGAUGAAAAGACUCCAACUUUAACCGCAUAUUCAGUUACAGGAUCUCAAUUAUCAUUAACUUUAUCAGAAGGAGUUGGAUUACCAAUAGCAUAAACAGACUUAGAAAUUUCAUAUGCUGGAGCUGAUUGUACAAACAUUCAAUUCUCAACUAACACUUCACCAUAUUCUAUAACAUGUAGUUUAGAAUAAUUGGAUACAUAGAAUAUUAAAGAAGCUGGUGAUAAUUAAGUACCUGCUGUACAUCACAAAGGUAUUGGUUUCUCUAAAAUUGAUGCUGGAGUAACAGGAGAAAGCAUUAAUUUGGUUAUAUCUUCAGUUUUACCAGCCACAGGAUCGCCAGAUGGUGGUACUACUAUUACUGUUACUGGUACUGGUUUCCCUAAAAAUUUAAAUAGAGAUUUUACAUUCUAAAUUGAUGGCUAAGAUGUUCAUCCAUUAUCAAUAACUAAUACUUAAAUUGUUUUUGUUACUCCAAAAAAAGCAGUUGGAGGAACUGGAGCAAUUUCUUUAUCAUUCAAUUAAAAGACACUUGCUAGUAGUUUAUUUACAUAUGAUGAUAAUUUAAGAAUUUAAGUUUUAUCUUUAGAAUUCAAUGCAAAAACACCAAUAUUCAAAGGAGAAAUGACAAUUACAGGAACCAAUUUUGGAACUGUUGUUGAUGAUGUUAAAGUUACUCUCGUAGGAACCAAAUCAUAUAAUGCAAAAGUUAUUUCUGUUACAGAUACUUCAAUCAAAGUUUAUUUAAGAGGAGGAAUGCCAGGUUAAUAUAGAGUUACUAUAACAAGAAAAGAUUAUGGUAAUUCAUAUGCUAAUGCUGAUGAUAACUUAUUUAAAUAUAUCAUUCCUAUCACAAGUGUUACUUUAGAAGAUGGCACUAGUUAGGCUAAAGGUUCAGAGGCUGGAGGAACAGUUAUUAAAAUUACAGGAUCUAAUUUUGUUUUAGGUGAAACUCUUGUAUUUGUUGGUGUAGCUAUUAAUUGGUUCUGUGAAAUUGAUGAAAGUAGAUUCACAAGUGAAGUCAUUUAUUGUACCGUUCCACCAAAAUUUGAAUUCUACAGCGAAGCAGCUUAAUUAGUUGUAGUAACAUUAUAAGUCACACUUGAAUCAACAUGUCUUGAUACUACAAAUAAUUGCUUAUUUACUUAUGAUAGUACAUUAACACCAACUCUUGAUAAUUAUCCAGCAUCUGCUACUUAAUUUACAGGAUCUAGAAUUUUGACUGAGUCUGAUCAUUAAAAACCAGAUUAUCAAAAACUAGUUUAAAGAAAGAGAUUUUUAUGGACAGAGGAAUCAAAGAAACAAGGCCAUAAUCAUAUUUUAAAUCUUGGUAAAUCACCAAGAAGAGAUAUGUUAACAUCUGCUGAUUUAGUUUUAAGUCAAUAAAAGACUUAUGCUCCUGGAGAUACAGAAACAUUAUCUGGAACAGGAUUAACAAAUACAGUUUCAGUAGUAUUCAAAGGUCCAGUUACAUAAACAGUAGCAGCAACUCUUUCUGGAACAUCAUUUACCUAUACAAUUCCAAAUUUACCUUAAGGAUAAUAUUCUACUUAUGUGUUAACUGAAAAUGGUUAUGCAGAUAAGAUUUGGGUAACUGUGAUUGGAUUAACCAUUACAUCUAUUAAUAAUGCUGUUAUUGGUGGAUAAAUAUUAACAAUUAAUGGUGCUGGAUUUAAUGCCGAUAAAUCUCCUACUAUAAAAAUAGGAACAACAUUUUGUACUGAAAUAGAAGUUGUCUCCACUAUCUAAAUUAAAUGUAGAAUGGCCAGAUAAUCAGUACUAUCUGCUGCUGUAACCCUAUCCUAAUUACCGUCUGAAAAUAAUUCAGCAGUUCCUUUAACCGCUACAUAUACUUUAACAAUAACUCCUUCUUCUAGUUCUCCAACAUUCACAGCAAUUAGUGGUGCUACUUAUGAUACUACACAAAAGGCUUAUUUAGCUACAGCAGGAAAUGUUGUUCUUGUAUUCACUGGUAUCAGACUUACUGGUACUACUAUUGUAGUGACAUUGGAACACAUGGGUCAUAAGAUUGUUGGAACUACUUCAGCAUUAUCUGAUACUUCAGUAACAGCUACUUUUUCAAGUUUACCUGCAGGAGUUUACUCAAUUAACUUAUUAGUUGAUACUAAAUAUGCUUAUAUUAGUGAUGUUACUAAAUAGAAAUUAAUUGUUAGCACAGCUCAACCAACUUCAAAUAAUCCAUCAGUAUCCUAUGCUGGUGGUGCUACUGUAACAUUUACAGGAACUGGUUUUGAUUCAGUCAAAGAUUAAAAUUCAGUCAAAGUCUGUGGAUUUAAUUGUCCUAUAACAAGUGCAACAUAUACAACACUAUCAUGUGAAGCUCCAAAAUUAUUGACAACAUCUGUUUUAAAUUAAUAUUCUGCCUUAUAAGAACCUGCAAGAUAUAUUAAACCAUCAGAAGUUACAUUAUUAGCUGAUACAGCAACUUCAGUUUCUAACUUCUUUGAUUUACUAUAAUCAACUUAUUAUACUUCUAGUGCAGCUUCAAAUUGUUAUAUCCAAGUUGACUUUGGAUCAAGUAGAGUUUUAAAAUUACAUUAAUUGAGAUAUAUUCCAAGAAUUGAUAAAUAAGCAAUUCAAUUGAAAGAUGCAGUAUUCUAAUAUACAACAGAUGGUACUACUUGGUAGACUUUAUUAACAGUUGAUUAAACUGUACAUACUGGUUGGAAUAUUUAUGUGCCUCAAUCUGAUAUCACAGGAAUUAAAGCAAUCAGAUUAUUUGAUUCAAGAGGUUCAAGUGGUUCAUCUUGUUAAUUAGCAGAAAUUGAAUUAAAAGGAUGGGUCUUAUCAAAUAGUAAUAAUGCAUACUCUGUUCCAACAUCAUGUAAUGCAGAAAUCUCAGUAAAUGGAUAAGCUAUUGGUACAGUAUCAAAUGCUGUUAGUUACUCAUCAAAUAGUGUUCCAGUUGUUAAUACUGUCAGUCCAGCUACAGGCAGAUUCACUGAAGAAGCAGUUAUUACAAUUACUGGUACUGGAUUUGUAAAUGCAUAAACUACAGUAACUAUAGAUGGAGUCACAUGUGCUAUCUAAAGUGUUACAGCAACUUAAAUUGUAUGUAAAACUGGAGUUAAAGAUCUAGAAUAAACAUAAUUAAAUGGAGUAUUUUAAGUUAGAGUUAAUGGUAACUUGGCAGUUAACAAUCAAUAAUUCAUUUAUGCUACUAAAUGGUCAGAUAUUAAUACUUGGGGUGGAUAUGAAUAUCCAGGAAAUGGAGAUUCUGUUAUUGUUAAUGCUGGAUAAACUUUGAUAGUUGAUGUUAAAACACCUAAGUUAAUGUAAGUUUUAGUUGAAGGAACUCUCACAUUCUCUGAUGAAUUAGAUACAUCUAUGGAUGCUCAUUUUAUUGUUAUUAGAGAAGGAAAAUUCAACAUAGGUACAGAAUAGGUGGCUCAUUAACAUAAAGUAUAGAUUACUUUAUAUGGUGUUGAAGAAGAUGUUUAAAUGCCUGCUAUGGGUAAUAAAGUCUUAGGAUGCCAUUAAUGUUAAUUAACUAUUCAUGGAAAAGAGAGAACUCCUACAUGGACACUUUUAUCAAGCACUGCAUAAGCUGGAGCAACUCAAAUUACAGUAGAUGAUGUAGUAGACUGGUAAGUUGGUGAAUAAAUUGUUAUUACUUCAAGUGAAGUUGAACAUAUGCAAAGUGAAAAAAGAUAUAUUACUGCUGUUAGUGCUGACAAAAAANCUUAUUUAGCCACAGCAGGAAAUAUUGUUCUUGUAUUCACUGGUAUCAGACUUACUGGUACUACUAUUGUAGUGACAUUGGAACACAUGGGUCAUAAGAUUGUUGGAACUACUUCAGCAUUAUCUGAUACUUCAGUAACAGCUACUUUUUCAAGUUUACCUGCAGGAGUUUACUCAAUUAACUUAUUAGUUGAUACUAAAUAUGCUUAUAUUAGUGAUGUUACUAAAUAGAAAUUAAUUGUUAGCACAGCUCAACCAACUUCAAAUAAUCCAUCAGUAUCCUAUGCUGGUGGUGCUACUGUAACAUUUACAGGAACUGGUUUUGAUUCAGUCAAAGAUUAAAAUUCAGUCAAAGUCUGUGGAUUUAAUUGUCCUAUAACAAGUGCAACAUAUACAACACUAUCAUGUGAAGCUCCAAAAUUAUUGACAACAUCUGUUUUAAAUUAAUAUUCUGCCUUAUAAGAACCUGCAAGAUAUAUUAAACCAUCAGAAGUUACAUUAUUAGCUGAUACAGCAACUUCAGUUUCUAACUUCUUUGAUUUACUAUAAUCAACUUAUUAUACUUCUAGUGCAGCUUCAAAUUGUUAUAUCCAAGUUGACUUUGGAUCAAGUAGAGUUUUAAAAUUACAUUAAUUGAGAUAUAUUCCAAGAAUUGAUAAAUAAGCAAUUCAAUUGAAAGAUGCAGUAUUCUAAUAUACAACAGAUGGUACUACUUGGUAGACUUUAUUAACAGUUGAUUAAACUGUACAUACUGGUUGGAAUAUUUAUGUGCCUCAAUCUGAUAUCACAGGAAUUAAAGCAAUCAGAUUAUUUGAUUCAAGAGGUUCAAGUGGUUCAUCUUGUUAAUUAGCAGAAAUUGAAUUAAAAGGAUGGGUCUUAUCAAAUAGUAAUAAUGCAUACUCUGUUCCAACAUCAUGUAAUGCAGAAAUCUCAGUAAAUGGAUAAGCUAUUGGUACAGUAUCAAAUGCUGUUAGUUACUCAUCAAAUAGUGUUCCAGUUGUUAAUACUGUCAGUCCAGCUACAGGCAGAUUCACUGAAGAAGCAGUUAUUACAAUUACUGGUACUGGAUUUGUAAAUGCAUAAACUACAGUAACUAUUGAUGGAGUUACAUGUGCUAUCUAAAGUGUUACAGCAACUUAAAUUGUAUGUAAAACUGGAGUUAAAGAUCUAGAAUAAACAUAAUUAAAUGGAGUAUUUUAAGUUAGAGUUAAUGGUAACUUGGCAGUUAACAAUCAAUAAUUCAUUUAUGCUACUAAAUGGUCAGAUAUUAAUACUUGGGGUGGAUAUGAAUAUCCAGGAAAUGGAGAUUCUGUUAUUGUUAAUGCUGGAUAAACUUUGAUAGUUGAUGUUAAAACACCUAAGUUAAUGUAAGUUUUAGUUGAAGGAACUCUCACAUUCUCUGAUGAAUUAGAUACAUCUAUGGAUGCUCAUUUUAUUGUUAUUAGAGAAGGAAAAUUCAACAUAGGUACAGAAUAGGUGGCUCAUUAACAUAAAGUAUAGAUUACUUUAUAUGGUGUUGAAGAAGAUGUUUAAAUGCCUGCUAUGGGUAAUAAAGUCUUAGGAUGCCAUUAAUGUUAAUUAACUAUUCAUGGAAAAGAGAGAACUCCUACAUGGACACUUUUAUCAAGCACUGCAUAAGCUGGAGCAACUCAAAUUACAGUAGAUGAUGUAGUAGACUGGUAAGUUGGUGAAUAAAUUGUUAUUACUUCAAGUGAAGUUGAACAUAUGCAAAGUGAAAAAAGAUAUAUUACUGCUGUUAGUGCUGACAAAAAAACUUUGACUCUUGAUUAACCACUUACUCAUAAACAUUAUUCAGCUGUUGAAACUUAUGGAACAGAUUAAUUCCCUAUGAAAGUUGAAGUAGGUUUAUUAACUAGAAAUAUUGUUAUUCAAGGUGAAGAAUCAGAUUUGAAAUAUGGUUAUCAUUUAAUGAUUCAUGGAAGAGCUGAGAAAGGAUCAAUUGGUAAAAUAUCAUAUGCAGAAUUCAGAUAUGGUGGUUAACCAAGAAUUAUUGGUAGAUAUCCUGUUCAUUUCCACUUGAAUGGAGAAGUAGAUGAAUCAUAUGUUGUUGGUAAUGCUAUUCAUGAUUGUUAUGCUCGUUGUUUAACUAUUCAUGGUGUUCAUUAUUUGAAAGUUUAAAAGAACGUUUGUUACAAUACUUUUGGACAUGCCAUAUUCUUUGAAGAUGGUAUUGAAACAAAUAAUGUCGUUGAAGAUAAUCUUGUUGCAAGUACUAAAUAAAGUUGGAUCAUGUUAUAAACAGAUAUUACUGUAGCUACUUAUUGGGUUACAAAUCCAUAAAAUAUAUUAAGAAGAAAUAGAUCAGGAGNAUUGUUCUUGUAUUCACUGGUAUCAGACUUACUGGUACUACUAUUGUAGUGACAUUGGAACACAUGGGUCAUAAGAUUGUUGGAACUACUUCAGCAUUAUCUGAUACUUCAGUAACAGCUACUUUUUCAAGUUUACCUGCAGGAGUUUACUCAAUUAACUUAUUAGUUGAUACUAAAUAUGCUUAUAUUAGUGAUGUUACUAAAUAGAAAUUAAUUGUUAGCACAGCUCAACCAACUUCAAAUAAUCCAUCAGUAUCCUAUGCUGGUGGUGCUACUGUAACAUUUACAGGAACUGGUUUUGAUUCAGUCAAAGAUUAAAAUUCAGUCAAAGUCUGUGGAUUUAAUUGUCCUAUAACAAGUGCAACAUAUACAACACUAUCAUGUGAAGCUCCAAAAUUAUUGACAACAUCUGUUUUAAAUUAAUAUUCUGCCUUAUAAGAACCUGCAAGAUAUAUUAAACCAUCAGAAGUUACAUUAUUAGCUGAUACAGCAACUUCAGUUUCUAACUUCUUUGAUUUACUAUAAUCAACUUAUUAUACUUCUAGUGCAGCUUCAAAUUGUUAUAUCCAAGUUGACUUUGGAUCAAGUAGAGUUUUAAAAUUACAUUAAUUGAGAUAUAUUCCAAGAAUUGAUAAAUAAGCAAUUCAAUUGAAAGAUGCAGUAUUCUAAUAUACAACAGAUGGUACUACUUGGUAGACUUUAUUAACAGUUGAUUAAACUGUACAUACUGGUUGGAAUAUUUAUGUGCCUCAAUCUGAUAUCACAGGAAUUAAAGCAAUCAGAUUAUUUGAUUCAAGAGGUUCAAGUGGUUCAUCUUGUUAAUUAGCAGAAAUUGAAUUAAAAGGAUGGGUCUUAUCAAAUAGUAAUAAUGCAUACUCUGUUCCAACAUCAUGUAAUGCAGAAAUCUCAGUAAAUGGAUAAGCUAUUGGUACAGUAUCAAAUGCUGUUAGUUACUCAUCAAAUAGUGUUCCAGUUGUUAAUACUGUCAGUCCAGCUACAGGCAGAUUCACUGAAGAAGCAGUUAUUACAAUUACUGGUACUGGAUUUGUAAAUGCAUAAACUACAGUAACUAUAGAUGGAGUCACAUGUGCUAUCUAAAGUGUUACAGCAACUUAAAUUGUAUGUAAAACUGGAGUUAAAGAUCUAGAAUAAACAUAAUUAAAUGGAGUAUUUUAAGUUAGAGUUAAUGGUAACUUGGCAGUUAACAAUCAAUAAUUCAUUUAUGCUACUAAAUGGUCAGAUAUUAAUACUUGGGGUGGAUAUGAAUAUCCAGGAAAUGGAGAUUCUGUUAUUGUUAAUGCUGGAUAAACUUUGAUAGUUGAUGUUAAAACACCUAAGUUAAUGUAAGUUUUAGUUGAAGGAACUCUCACAUUCUCUGAUGAAUUAGAUACAUCUAUGGAUGCUCAUUUUAUUGUUAUUAGAGAAGGAAAAUUCAACAUAGGUACAGAAUAGGUGGCUCAUUAACAUAAAGUAUAGAUUACUUUAUAUGGUGUUGAAGAAGAUGUUUAAAUGCCUGCUAUGGGUAAUAAAGUCUUAGGAUGCCAUUAAUGUUAAUUAACUAUUCAUGGAAAAGAGAGAACUCCUACAUGGACACUUUUAUCAAGCACUGCAUAAGCUGGAGCAACUCAAAUUACAGUAGAUGAUGUAGUAGACUGGUAAGUUGGUGAAUAAAUUGUUAUUACUUCAAGUGAAGUUGAACAUAUGCAAAGUGAAAAAAGAUAUAUUACUGCUGUUAGUGCUGACAAAAAAACUUUGACUCUUGAUUAACCGCUUACUCAUAAACAUUAUUCAGCUGUUGAAACUUAUGGAACAGAUUAAUUCCCUAUGAAAGUUGAAGUAGGUUUAUUAACUAGAAAUAUUGUUAUUCAAGGUGAAGAAUCAGAUUUGAAAUAUGGUUAUCAUUUAAUGAUUCAUGGAAGAGCUGAGAAAGGAUCAAUUGGUAAAAUAUCAUAUGCAGAAUUCAGAUAUGGUGGUUAACCAAGAAUUAUUGGUAGAUAUCCUGUUCAUUUCCACUUGAAUGGAGAAGUAGAUGAAUCAUAUGUUGUUGGUAAUGCUAUUCAUGAUUGUUAUGCUCGUUGUUUAACUAUUCAUGGUGUUCAUUAUUUGAAAGUUUAAAAGAACGUUUGUUACAAUACUUUUGGACAUGCCAUAUUCUUUGAAGAUGGUAUUGAAACCAAUAAUGUCGUUGAAGAUAAUCUUGUUGCAAGUACUAAAUAAAGUUGGAUCAUGUUAUAAACAGAUAUUACUGUAGCUACUUUUUGGGUUACAAAUCCAUAAAAUAUAUUAAGAAGAAAUAGAUCAGGAGGUUCAGAAUGGUAUGGAUUUUGGUAUGAAAUUAAAACAAAUCCAGAUGGUCCAUCAGCUACUUCAGAUAUUUGUCCUCCAGGAUUAAAUAUACUUGAGUUUAAGGAUAAUUGGGCACAUUCAAAUGGUAGAUUUGGUCUUCGUAUUUUCUAAAUGGCACCAAGAAAAUUCCCUUGUAUUGAUCCAAAUAAUUGGGCUAAUGAUUAACCAUUUUUAGACAAUCCAAGUCUUUAAGCAGUUUUUGAAAAAUUCUAUACUUGGAAAAAUAAUGAGUGUGGUAUUUUAGGAGAAGAAUUGGGUAACAUUUAUUUCAAGGAUAUUAUGAUUGCUGAUUCCAAAUUUGCUGGUUUCUAAGCUCACAAAGGUAAUUACUCAAUUGAAGGAGCUGUUUUAGAUAAUGCUUUAAUUAUUGGUAAAUCAAAUAAUAAUGCAAAUCCUGAUGAUACUUAUUAUGAUGGAUCAAGAGCUCUGGUCGUACCAAGAACAAAUGGAUUCUUAGCUAAAAAUAUCAGAAUUUAUAAUUAUGGAAGUAAUUCUGCUAUAAUUGAAUCAUGCUCUGUAUGUUGGAAUAUGAAAUUAUGGGUAUAAGGUGGUAAAAAUACUUAAUUCUUGAAUAUCAAAGUAUUUAAUUCUGAUUCAGCUAAUCGUAUCUUUUGGUAGAAACAUAGAAGAGAAAUCUUUUGGGAUUAAGAUGGUUCUAUUUCAGGAGUUACUGGAGGAGCAUAUAUUAUACCUUAUAAGAAACAUAUUGAUGGUAUUCCAGGAUGUGUUAAUCAUCCAGAAGCUUAUUGGGAUAAUUCUAUUAUUUGUGCUAUGAAUUAAGUUACAAUAAGGGAUGUUUUGGUCAAUAAUCCUACUCCUACUCAAGAUUUCACAGGAACUGAUAUGAAGCUCUUUAGAUUAGAUAGCACUAAUAUUGCACUCAAAAUGGAUGCUUCAAUUGAUGAAAGUAAAUAUAUAGAAGCUGAAACUAUGAAAAUUAUAAAGAAGAGUAAAGAUGUUAAAUAAUCAUUUGCAAGUGUAUUUGCUACUGGUUUCACUUAUAAUGUUCAUUUCAAAUUCGGAGCAAGUGAUCCAUUAAGUAUGGGUAUCUUUGCAUCCCCAUACUUUAAUUAAGUUGAUGAUGCUGUUAUUCUUAGAUUCAAUUAUUCUGCCAAUAGAGAAACAUUUGAUAUCAUGAGAAACAUAGGAGGAUAAUUCCCAGUUAAUUACACAAAAUUGGAAUAAAUUCCAGAUACUAAGACAUGUAAUUAGGGUGAUUGGUUUAAUGAUAGAACAAAUAAAUUGUUCUUCCUUUGCUUAUCUGGUAAGAAUAAGAAGUAAUAUGAAUAUGUUGAAGUCAGAGGAGUUAUUUGCAGAGAAGAAUGUGAUAGUUUAGGAGAUGUACCAUUAGAAGAUGGAUAUAGAUAUUGGAGUGAUCCUACUACUUGGAUAGAUAACAAAGUACCUGUCGAAGGAGAUAGUCCAAUUGUAUAAGGAGGAUACCAAGUUAUCUUAGAUGUAGAUCCUCCUAAACUUGCUAAUUUAACUAUUUUGGGAUCACUUAUUUUUGAUGAGAGAAGAGCAUCCACUAAAUUAGAAGCAGAGAGAAUCUGGGUUAGAUCAGGUAAACUAUUAGCUGGUAAUUCAACUCAUCCAUUCCCUGGAAAGAUUAAUAUUAUAUUGAAUGGUGAAUUUGGAGAUAAUCCAUUAGUAAUUGAUGCUAAUUUAGAUGUUGGAAAUAAAGUACUUGCUGUUACUAGAGCUAUGGAAUUAUAUUCAACUCCACCUGGAACAGUAUGGACUAGAUUAGUUGUUUAUGCAGAUGCUGGUGCAACUACUGUUACUGUUGCUGAAUGUGCUGGAUGGGCUGUUGGUGAUGAAAUAGUAUUUGGUCCUUCAGGUAGUGACCCAGAAUAAAGAGAGAAGAGAUCUAUUGCAUCUAUUUCUGGAUGUGUUAUAACUUUAGAUUNGGGUAUAAGGUGGUAAAAAUACUUAAUUCUUGAAUAUCAAAGUAUUUAAUUCUGAUUCAGCUAAUCGUAUCUUUUGGUAGAAACAUAGAAGAGAAAUCUUUUGGGAUUAAGAUGGUUCUAUUUCAGGAGUUACUGGAGGAGCAUAUAUUAUACCUUAUAAGAAACAUAUUGAUGGUAUUCCAGGAUGUGUUAAUCAUCCAGAAGCUUAUUGGGAUAAUUCUAUUAUUUGUGCUAUGAAUUAAGUUACAAUAAGGGAUGUUUUGGUCAAUAAUCCUACUCCUACUCAAGAUUUCACAGGAACUGAUAUGAAGCUCUUUAGAUUAGAUAGCACUAAUAUUGCACUCAAAAUGGAUGCUUCAAUUGAUGAAAGUAAAUAUAUAGAAGCUGAAACUAUGAAAAUUAUAAAGAAGAGUAAAGAUGUUAAAUAAUCAUUUGCAAGUGUAUUUGCUACUGGUUUCACUUAUAAUGUUCAUUUCAAAUUCGGAGCAAGUGAUCCAUUAAGUAUGGGUAUCUUUGCAUCCCCAUACUUUAAUUAAGUUGAUGAUGCUGUUAUUCUUAGAUUCAAUUAUUCUGCCAAUAGAGAAACAUUUGAUAUCAUGAGAAACAUAGGAGGAUAAUUCCCAGUUAAUUACACAAAAUUGGAAUAAAUUCCAGAUACUAAGACAUGUAAUUAGGGUGAUUGGUUUAAUGAUAGAACAAAUAAAUUGUUCUUCCUUUGCUUAUCUGGUAAGAAUAAGAAGUAAUAUGAAUAUGUUGAAGUCAGAGGAGUUAUUUGCAGAGAAGAAUGUGAUAGUUUAGGAGAUGUACCAUUAGAAGAUGGAUAUAGAUAUUGGAGUGAUCCUACUACUUGGAUAGAUAACAAAGUACCUGUCGAAGGAGAUAGUCCAAUUGUAUAAGGAGGAUACCAAGUUAUCUUAGAUGUAGAUCCUCCUAAACUUGCUAAUUUAACUAUUUUGGGAUCACUUAUUUUUGAUGAGAGAAGAGCAUCCACUAAAUUAGAAGCAGAGAGAAUCUGGGUUAGAUCAGGUAAACUAUUAGCUGGUAAUUCAACUCAUCCAUUCCCUGGAAAGAUUAAUAUUAUAUUGAAUGGUGAAUUUGGAGAUAAUCCAUUAGUAAUUGAUGCUAAUUUAGAUGUUGGAAAUAAAGUACUUGCUGUUACUAGAGCUAUGGAAUUAUAUUCAACUCCACCUGGAACAGUAUGGACUAGAUUAGUUGUUUAUGCAGAUGCUGGUGCAACUACUGUUACUGUUGCUGAAUGUGCUGGAUGGGCUGUUGGUGAUGAAAUAGUAUUUGGUCCUUCAGGUAGUGACCCAGAAUAAAGAGAGAAGAGAUCUAUUGCAUCUAUUUCUGGAUGUGUUAUAACUUUAGAUUAAGCUCUUGAAUUUGAUCACUAUGGAGCUCCUUCUGUAACUAUUGAUAAGCCUGGAAUUGGACAAUUAGAUAUGAGAGCUGUUGUUGGACAUUUAACUAGAAAGAUUAAGAUUGAAGGAGGACCUAGUAUUCAUGGUUUAGGAUGCAGAGUGUUAAUUUAUUAAUUUGAAGAACCUGAAGCUAAUUUAGGAUUCCCAAGAAGAGGAUACGCUGUUUUACAUGGUGUUGAAUUUAAUAAUUGUGGUCAAUAUGAUACACAAAGAAGUGGAUUAGAUUUUAGAAAUCUAAAUAGUGAUAUUAUUAAGACUCCAAGUGAAGUUGUAGGAUGUUCAUUCCAUGAUACUACAGGCAUGUUAAUGACAGUUUAAAAUUCCUAAUACAUUACAAUAAAGAAUAACAUAUUCUUUAAUGGUAUCAAAGCUUUGGUAUAGAUUAAUAACAGUUAAUUUGUGAAAUUCUAGAAUAAUGCAUUGAUCUAUGUUAAAAAGAGGAUAUUAUCUGAUGGUGGUAUUGCAAAUUGGGCAGUAUUUGGUAACUUUGUUUACAUGGAUGAAUUAACACCAACUUAAAUGACAAGAGAUAUUGUUGAUGUAUCUGGAAAUGUUGGAUAAGGUUCUUAAGAUACUGGUUUCUUUGUUAUGGCAAGUAAAUGCUCUGAUUCAUAUUAAUCAUCAUUCUAUAACAAUCAUUGUUCAGGAACAGUAUUAGCUUGUUUUGGUGUCAGAUAAGAUCCAGAAGGUUAAUGCUCAUAUAUAUCAGGAUUAUAUGCACAUCAUAGUGAAGUUGGUAUAAUGUAUGCUGUUUACAGUGAAUAGAUAUAACUUGAGAAAUCAAUAGUAGUUGAGAAUGAUAGAGGCAUAGCUUUGAAACCUGCUCCAAAUAGCAUAUAAGACAAUAAAAUGAAGCUAAAUAAUAUAUUCAUUUCAGCUUUGGCUAGACCUGAAUGUGUGAAAUGCUAUUCUGCAUCUCUUAAUCCUAAUUGUAGAGGUAGUAUGGGUAUUUAAAUGGGUACUUUAACUUCAUCAGCAUUCCCUCCUAUUUCAUCUAAGCCCUCUUCUGCAUUUGAUACAAUUUGUACAAUUUAAAGAGUUGAUCUCAGAGUUUACUUAUCAAAUGUUGAAUUCCAUAACUUUAGAUUAACUUAUGAUAAUAUACCAAGAUGCUAGAAUAAUGCUGCUUUUAGAUAACAUCAUGGAGCACAUGAUAUGACAGGAUAACAUUAUUUAGUUAAUUCUCCAUGCACCAAUUGUGAAUUUAGUGCUUUAUUAUACAAAACUAGAAAUCCAAAUUAUAGUAAAAUAGGAUGGUUUGGAGGAUGUGGUUCAUUUGAAUGCACAGGAUAAAUAAACUUUUUAGUUGAAGAUUAAACUGGUCAUUUCUUUGGAGAAAUUGGAUAAGGUAUUGGUAAUAACACAUACUUUGGACCAAAUGUAACUUAUUGUUCAAGACAAGAAUCUUGGAAUGGAUAUUGGUGUCCAGGCAGAUAAGCUACUGUAUUAAUGUUUAUGAGUACUGCUGCAGACUUUAAUAAGAGAUUAUAUUCACCAAUUAAAUUGACAGAUGGAUUAUUCUUUAAUGAAAUUAAUAGUUAUGCUGAGUGGAGUUGGGAUGGUCCUGAACCAUUAAAUUUGAGAGAAUCUAAAUUUGUUGGUUUAGUAACAGUGAAUACAGUGAUUAAUAUGACAAAUGCUGGUAUGAAUCCAACUACAUCUGAAUAUUGGUUAUCAAAGAGAUCAGAAGCAGGUAGUCCAGAAGAUUGGGUUAUUUUGAAAUGGUAAUUCUCUGUUCCAUAAAUUAUUUAAGUCAUGGUCAAUAAUAAAGUUAUUUAACCAGGACUUACAACUCAUAAUAAACAUCAUGAUCUUAUGACAAUGACUAAUCAAUGUGGUGCCAAUAAUUACUACUUUGAAAAUAGAACAAUUCAUUUUGUUUUGACAGGUAAAUUGGAUUGCAAGAUUAGAAUAGCAUUGAAGAAUACACUUUAAGUUUCAACAAGACUUGAAAUUAAAACAUCAGAAUUCUUUGGUGAUAAAUUCCUAUAAUAUGCAAGGGCACAAUUAGGAGGAGAUCCUUAUAACUAUUUCAUUAUUGGAACCAAGAAAUACAGAAGAAGAUUUUUGGAAGAAUCUGCAGUUGAGUCUGUUGUUAUUGAUUGGGGUAUUGCAGAUUCUGCAGAAAUUGGUACUUCUGAAGGCAAACAAUCUUAAUCAAGAUUAGCUGAAAUGGCUAGUAAACUAGAAUCAUUAGGAAUUUCAGAGGAGUUGUAAUAAUUAGGAGUUGUUGGUAUCAAACAUGAAUCCACUACCAUUUCUUCAAUUUCUGAACUUAAUUUCAAGAGCACCGAAUAAACAUCAGGUAUUAUUAUAAUUUAUAUUUUUUAGAAAUUAUUUUAGUUCCAGGAGGCAAUACAAAUACUAAUGGUAAUAAUAAUGGCAAUAAUAAUGGAAAUAAUAGUGGUAAUAAUAAUGGCAAUAAUAAUGGUAAUAAUAACAAUAACAAUGGAAAUGGUAAUUCAAAUAAUGAUGAUGAUUUGGUAUUAGUUACUGAUGAAGGAGUUAAUUAAUAAGACACUUCAAAUAAUGGAAAUAACAAUUCUACUAAUCCAGGAACCAUCUAAAAAUCCAUUAAGAAAUCUGAAAACAAUUCUGCAACAGUUACUAUUGUUGUAGCUGUAGUUUGUUCUGUUGUUGGUGUUUCAUUGUUAAUAGCUGCACUUCUUUACUAUAAGAAGCUUAAAUUGGCUAAACUAAUGGCUGCCAGAAAUCAAAAAGUAGACAACGAGUUCUUUAAAGCAAAUAUAACAGAUUAACAACCCAUAGAGGCUCCACAAGAUUGAUU